Abrus precatorius (Indian licorice) is the source of this 1385-nucleotide messenger RNA. RefSeq names its product CASP-like protein 2B1. Lineage: Eukaryota; Viridiplantae; Streptophyta; Magnoliopsida; Fabales; Fabaceae. The coding region runs from base 617 to 1222 and encodes 201 amino acids. The transcript has 3 exons. The record is from RefSeq and is a predicted model, not a curated record.
GUAACAUACCGUUAUUCUACCUUUUCAUGCAAAUUUCUAUUUUUACUGAACAAGAAAUGGUAAAAAAACUAGGCACCAUACCAUUACCCUGUUUUCUUUCACUAUCUGAUCGGUAAUUGGUAUGGCCUAGGCAAAAGAAAUGGGGCAUCAUAAAUUGAAUCACACUCUCCUUAUAUGAUCAGAAUUAAGACACCCUUUAUGUUAUCAGAUCCUUUCUAGGGACGAGAAAAUGCUACUUCUUCCUAGAAACAAUAAAGGAGCGCUAAAAACCACAUUUUUUUCUUUUCAUUUACAAGUCCUUAAAUGCAGAACCAGAGGUCAGAGCACACCUAUUUAAUGACCAUGUAUGUAUAGAUUGAAGUGCCCUUUUUUGUCUACACAUUUUUCUCUGUCCUAGCAGCCUCAAAUUUUGACCACUUGGCAAGCUGUGCUGCAUUGUAGCUAAGCUUUAUCAUAACUAAUUUGGAAAAGAAAAUGAAAAUUGUCUAUAUAAGUAUUGGAGAGCUUACGGUUGGUGUUCAUCCAUAGUUCUCACUAGUCUUCUUUCUAGGUGGAUUUGAGGCAUUCCUUUAUAUUGCUCGUGUUUGUUGUUUUGAGUGUUGAUUUUGGAGGGGAAAUGAGUUACUUGGGCGUUGGUGUUAGUCCCGGGACUGUCCCAGUUUACCACAGCACAAACUUAAAAGUGUUUGAUAGAAGGAUUAGGAUAACAGAACUGGUGUUAAGGUCUGUGAUCCUUGGUUUAGGAGUUCUUGCAGCUGUUCUUGUGGGGACUGAUUCCCAAGUCAAAGAGAUUUUCUCAAUUCAGAAGAAAGCUAAAUUUACUGACAUGAAGGCUUUAGUGUUCCUGGUAGUUGCAAAUGGGUUAGCUGCUGGCUACUCGUUAAUCCAAGGGCUGCAUUGUAUUGUGAGUAUGAUCAGGGGAAGAGUACUCUUCAGCAAGCCCUUAGCUUGGGCUGUUUUUUCCGGUGAUCAGGUAAUGGCAUACAUAACAGUGGCUUCGGUGGCGGCUGCAGUGCAAUCUGCUGUGUUUGCAAAGAUGGGCCAGCCAGAACUUCAAUGGAUGAAAGUAUGCAACAUGUAUGGGAAAUUCUGCAACCAAGUGGGAGAAGGGUUAGCUAGUGCUUUUGUGGUUAGCCUUAGUACAGUGGUCCUGUCUUGUAUUUCUGCUUUCAGUCUUUUCCGUUUGUAUGGCAGUAACAAAACUAAAAAUGCAAAUUGGUAGGUUAGAAAACUACCACAGGUUCUAGUUAAAUAACCCACCACUCACCCCCUCAACAUAAUUGUUCAGUAAUUUACAAGGCUCUUCGUCUAUACAUGUAGCAGUAAAUGAUGAUGGUAUUAUGGGAAUGGAAUACCAACUAUUGUACUGAUCAGUUAAUAAUUAA